AUGAGUAGGAUAUUUUGUAUAAUUGCACCUUCUCAGCCUUCAGUUGAGUUCACUCCUUAUCCUUUGCUUUCAUAGUUCCGUUCCAUUUUCCCUAACAAACCUGCAUCAGAUCCGAUCAGAUUUAACUCAGAUCCAUCCGUAUCGGGUCUUCUAAAUUCCAGAUCUUUACUUUUCUCGAGUAAAGGAAGAAAGAGGAAGGGAGAGAUGAGAGAGAUUAUUAGCGUCCACAUUGGCCAAGCUGGGAUUCAGGUUGGGAAUUCAUGCUGGGAGCUUUACUGUCUUGAACAUGAAAUCCACCCCGAUGGAACAAUGCCGAGCGACACCUCAAUGGGCGUCGCACACGAUGCUUUCAACACUUUCUUCAGCGAAACGGGUUCGGGAAAGCAUGUGCCUAGAGCUGUCUUUGUUGAUCUGGAACCCACUGUUAUCGAUGAAGUACGGACCGGCCCUUAUCGCCAACUUUUCCACCCUGAGCAGCUUAUUUCCGGCAAGGAAGAUGCUGCUAAUAAUUUUGCCAGAGGCCACUAUACAAUUGGGAAGGAAAUUGUGGAUCUCUGCCUAGAUCGAGUUAGGAAGUUAGCUGAUAACUGCACUGGUCUGCAAGGCUUUAUGGUGUUCAAUGCUGUCGGCGGUGGAACCGGUUCUGGUCUUGGAUCUUUGUUGUUGGAGCGCUUGUCGGUGGAUUAUGGAAAGAAAUCAAAGCUCGGGUUCACCAUCUAUCCUUCUCCUCAGGUCUCAACUGCAGUUGUGGAGCCUUACAAUAGUGUUCUGUCCACUCAUUCCCUUCUUGAGCACACAGAUGUGGCCGUGCUCUUGGACAAUGAAGCAAUUUACGACAUAUGCCGGAGAUCCCUCGAUAUCGAGAGGCCAACUUACACCAAUUUGAACCGGCUGAUUUCUCAAACCAUAUCGUCCUUGACGACUUCUUUAAGGUUUGAUGGAGCCAUUAAUGUAGACAUUACAGAGUUCCAAACCAAUCUUGUGCCAUAUCCUCGGAUCCAUUUCAUGCUCUCUUCUUAUGCGCCUGUUAUCUCAGCUGAGAAAGCAUACCAUGAACAGAUAUCAGUUCCUGAGAUCACAAACGCUGUGUUUGAGCCCUCAAGCAUGAUGGCUAAGUGCGAUCCAAGGCAUGGCAAGUACAUGGCUUGCUGCCUGAUGUAUCGAGGAGAUGUGGUGCCCAAGGAUGUGAAUGCUGCUGUCGCUACCAUCAAAACGAAGAGGACCGUGCAGUUUGUUGACUGGUGCCCAACUGGUUUCAAAUGCGGUAUUAACUAUCAGCCCCCAGCUGUUGUCCCUGGAGGAGAUCUUGCUAAGGUGCAGCGAGCUGUUUGUAUGAUAAGCAAUAACACAGCAGUGGCAGAGGUGUUUGCACGCAUUGACCACAAGUUUGAUCUGAUGUACUCGAAGAGAGCUUUUGUGCAUUGGUAUGUUGGAGAGGGCAUGGAAGAAGGUGAAUUCUCGGAAGCCCGUGAGGAUCUGGCUGCUCUUGAGAAGGAUUAUGAAGAAGUUGGUGCUGAAGGUGGAGAUGAUGAAGACGAAGGUGAAGAAUAUUGAUGCUACUAUCGCAAUAUCAUUUAUUUUGAAGAUGAUGGGUUCACCCUGUGAGGGUAUCCUGUUCUUUCUUAUUCGUGUGAGGUUUCUCAAAUUAUGCCUAUGGAAUAAAUUUAGUCAUGUUUGCUUGUCAUUUUUUUGUUGUUAGAAAUGCUUGUCUUUUACUUAUGAUGCUCCAUAAGAACAUGAAUAGCCUUACAAGCUAUUGUUCUGUUUUUCAUGUUGUAAGAUUUGUCUAAUGCCUUUUUAUGCUAUCAACGGAGUGAUAUUUAUAUUUAAAAAAAAAAAAAAACACAAUAAUUGUUUUAGGUACAA
Molecule: messenger RNA, 1866 nt
Organism: Gossypium arboreum
Lineage: Eukaryota; Viridiplantae; Streptophyta; Magnoliopsida; Malvales; Malvaceae
Product: tubulin alpha-3 chain-like
Exons: 1
Coding region: 205-1554 (449 amino acids)
Biological process (GO): microtubule cytoskeleton organization; mitotic cell cycle
Cellular component (GO): cytoplasm; microtubule
Molecular function (GO): GTP binding; structural constituent of cytoskeleton
Source: RefSeq, a predicted model, not a curated record